GCGAACUUUAUCGUGGAUGUUCUCUACUAAAUCUUUUCAGCAAAAAUAUGGCAAUAUCGCAAAAUGAUCGAGUAUGACACAUAGAAUGGACUUGCUAUCCCCGUUUGAAUAAGAACAUCUAAUUUUAGUAGGCCUUUAACCCCCCAAAUCCAACCAUAACACAGUAGGAGGCCACGAGGAAGACCCAGGACACGUUGGGAAGACUAUGUCUCCCGGCUGGCCUGGGAACGCCUCAGGCUCCCCCGGGAAGAGCUGGACCAAAUGGCUGGGGAGAGGGAAGUCUGGGCUUUCCUGCUUAGGCUGCUGCCCCCGCGACCUGACCUCGGAUAAACAGAAGAUGGACGGAUGUUUAGUUGAAUAAUUAUGGAAAUAUGUCUAUGGAUAUUUUCAUUCAUCCAGGUAAGUCUAUGAGCAUGUUGAAGCCUGAUGAGAGGCAAAACGUCCAUCCAUCCAUCCAUUUCUACCGCUUAUUCCCUUUUGGGGUCGCGGGGGGCGCUGGCGCCUAUCUCAGCUACAAUCGGGCGGAAGGCGGAGUACACCCUGGACAAAACGUAUUUAAGACAAACUAAACAGUCCAGUUGCGAUCGAUUGAAUGCCCUGCGAUUGCAACUGAAAAUAAUAUGACAUGUGUUCACCUCUGCACUUCAGCCGGAACUUACCUGACGUCAUUCUUAUAUGGUCAGAGUCAGACCCCGACUUGUGCUGCUCAUGGCUGACCGGCACACAAAUGCGUCGUGGAAUACAGGUGCAACCGGCUUGGCAGGGGAUGCAGCUGCCGUCAAAAUUGUGGAGUUGUCCAAAAAGAACCGAGAGCUGACUGCUGAAGUGGAGCGAGAAAGGUCUAAAUUCAAACAAAACAACAACCGAAUCAAGGAUCUUGAGAAGCAGCUGCAGGCAGCGCUUCAAUCUCUACCAGGUCAGAAGAUUGAUGUCAAUGUUCAGAAAUCAAACUUUUCUAAAGACGCAGAGGACAAUCCAGCAGUGAAGACUUUGAAGGAGAAAUUAGCGGCUGCUCAGCUCAAAACCACAGAAUACCGCAACCAGGUUCAGUUUCUUAAACAAGAGUUAAAAGUGGCUCAGAAGGUUUUGAUCAGCGAGGUGGGUGAAGAGGUCAGCAUUCAGCAAUUACUGGGUUGUCCAGGCAGCUUUAGAGGACGUGCACAGCAGAUACUGGCUCUUCACUCAAGGGUGCGAGAUCUGGAGCAGCAGAUAAAGAAGGCGUCAACUCUGUCUUGCGUGCAGACUGUGGAAGAAGAACCUCCUGGUUUUGGAAAUCCCCCAAAAAGCUCAACUCAUUUCCGCAACAUCAGCCACAUCCGCACAAUUGAGAAGGAGAAAAAGGAAGCCUUUGAGAGGAUUUCUGCUGGUUAUGAAGCCCUACAGAAAGAAUAUGAAGAUGUGAAAAUGAAGCUAGAAGCCUCCAAGGCCAGGAAUAAAUGCCUGUCCGAGGAAAAGACAGCUCAGAUAUGCACCCUGAAACUCAAAAGUAAACAUGACAACGAGCUAGUAGAAGUUCUGCUGAAGGAGAAGGCCCAGAUGAAAGAGACGUUGAGUCAGCUCACCAAACAACUGGAAGCACAGAACACAGUGACCCAGCCGAGCACAGCCCAAAACCUGGACACAGAGCUGAUGUCCGUGCAAAAUACUCUCAUCCAGAAUUUGUACCAAGUAGUUACGGACAAGGAAAACACCAUCAAAGAAUUAGAGGAGAAAUUCCUGCAUCUUUCAGUCAAGGAGCAAUGUGUGGAGAAUCAGGCCGAACCCAAUAGCUCCACUUCAGCACUUUCCCCAGAAGAGAGCGCCAUUGAAGAGAAAACCUCUCCUGUUUCUUCCUCUGCUGUGAACGGGCCGUGGUUUCUGUAACUCUGCGCAUCGCUGAGGAACUGACAUUAGAAACAUUGCCGAACACCACUGGAUCACAGGAAAUGGAAAACAAGUAACCCUCCCAGUUAGUCUUUUUACACAAUAGUCAAGUAAGGCGACCAGUAGAGACAUUAGGUCUGACUCAUUUGAACCCAUCAGAACCUUUGCAGGCAGACACAAUCCCCCGCAGAGGCAUUAUAGCGGCGCUCGUGCAGCAGCAGCUGCAGCGACAAAAUUAGAUUGUUAGAGCAAGUGGAGACUGUGUUUUACUGUGAAAAUUCAUUUUGUCUCUUCUGCUUACUUUUUAAUACCAUAAACAAUCAUUUUCUCCCCUCCUUCAUUUGAUCUUUAUUAACGUGACAUUGGAAAUACACAUAAGAUGCAACGCACCACUAUUAAGGCCAGGCAGAGAUGGUGAUGUUGUCUCCCGGCUGGCCAUCGAGCCGCAGGAAAUGGGGGCACUGAGGGCAUCGCUAAAGAGCACUCAGCACGGUGACCUGGAGCUUUACUUGCUUGACGUGAUGAGACAAGUCAUGCAUGGCUUCCUGUAGGCUUGUGACAUCCCCAGCCAAGACAGAGAGCGCUGCAACUUGGCCUUGGCCUGUACUGCUCCUACCUUCUCUUGUCACGUGACAGAUGGCAGCCUCCAGAAAAAGGAUCCGUAUUACUCUUUCCCAUCCACACCGACGCCACACUAAACCCUGUUUUUCCUGUGUGACAAUUCUGAUUGUUCCUUUCUUCUGUGGCCUGAGUGUAAACACUUGAGAGGUUUUAGUUUCAAAGUGUUUAUCUCAGGUGUUAUGAGUCACCAUAUGUCCUGAUUGCGGAAUUGUUUUUCCCCACUUAGUGACAAUCUGAAGGAUAUUUUUAAUCAACUGUAACACUUUUAACCUUUUAUCAGACCUGCUGAGCACUUGCACUGAAAAUGGAUGAAAAAGUAAUUGUUUUGGUCAUCUGUAUGGUAAUGUGGCUUUUCUAAGAAAGCAAUUGAAAAACAUCAGCUUUUCAAAAUCACAGUCAAACAUGUGUUAGCAUUCACACUAAUUUCCCCUUCAGAGAAAGUGUUAUAAACCUUGUCCAUAUUGGCCACUAAUAUCAAAAUGCACUACAAUGAUCUUGAUAGAAUUAUCUAAGGUUUUGUUAUUUAAUUGUUUACUCUUAAUAAUACCUUUCCUACAAUAUGACUUGUUUUGUGCUUUCCUCCAUAAUGUUUAAUUUGGAUCAUUUAAUAAAUAAA
Messenger RNA from Nerophis ophidion (straightnose pipefish), 3100 nucleotides. Its product is annotated as coiled-coil domain-containing protein 13-like. Gene Ontology annotation, cellular component: centriolar satellite. The transcript is spliced from 10 exons. Bases 676 to 1863 code for a protein of 395 amino acids. Gene Ontology annotation, biological process: non-motile cilium assembly; cytoplasmic microtubule organization. The record is from RefSeq and is a predicted model, not a curated record. Lineage: Eukaryota; Metazoa; Chordata; Actinopteri; Syngnathiformes; Syngnathidae.